Messenger RNA from Pyrenophora tritici-repentis Pt-1C-BFP, 918 nucleotides. RefSeq lists its product as uncharacterized. The record is from RefSeq and is a predicted model, not a curated record. Lineage: Eukaryota; Fungi; Ascomycota; Dothideomycetes; Pleosporales; Pleosporaceae.
AUGGAUUGGCCGACGCAUAAGACUGUGUGCAAAGCUGCCCAAGAUAACCGCUUACAGAGUUGUCUUGCACAUGUAGCCGAUAUCGUUCAGUACGCAUACUACGAGUUCCGGGAAAAUACAUGGGAGACGCCGAUUAUCAAGAUCGAAGAUCGAGAUGGCGCCUUGGUCAUAACUGAUGGCGUUAUGUUGGACAAGACCAAGUACUUCAUCAGCUUUCCCCACCAUCUGGUGACCAGUGAGCGAACCAAAGCUGCGAUGCUGUGCGCUUGGAUGUGCAAUGAGCCCCUUGCCUUCAUGCACGACCUGCUCACUGAUCUCCUCAAGGGACUAGAGAUCCGAGUGGAAGAAGUUUGUUUGGGCCUUGGACGCAUCCUGCGCAAGAUCACCUACCACAGCCCGCAUGGCGGUUCCGACGAUAAUUGGCCGAACUACUUUCACGAAGCUCUCCGUAGCACCUCUUUGAGCAGCAAGAAGCAAUGGGCCAUUGACGUCAGCGGCGCUCAGUAUGGUAUCACAACGGCAUUUUGGACUUGGGAAGCUUACGUUAACGCAUACAAUGUGACUGUUAAGAGAACCCAGGCGUUUAGAUACACCAAGACCAUGAUCAACGAUCUAAGCAGAAUCAGAGGCAACCCUUCGAUGUCGUAUGGCGUGGUUGGGGUCGUGGCGGAGAAGAUGAACGAAGCCUCCAAGAAGUGGGCAACUGAUCGCAAUAUCAGCCUGUCUGAUCUACUCAAUAUGGUAGAAGACGACUUUCGCCAAACCAAAAACGAACUUCUACAAACUUUGAGCGACGCUGUUCGAGAUUUCCUAAGAGCACAUAAGUUCGAUAAGGAAUUCCAGGCCGCGAAGACAUAUGAGUACAAGAACCCGGGCUUGAGCGCAAGGCGAUGCAUGGAGGCCAGCGCAAAGUAUUGA